Cololabis saira (Pacific saury) is the source of this 1329-nucleotide messenger RNA. It is a transcript of the gene ift57, whose product is annotated as intraflagellar transport 57 homolog (Chlamydomonas). Gene Ontology annotation, cellular component: Golgi apparatus; centrosome; intraciliary transport particle B. The transcript has 11 exons. Lineage: Eukaryota; Metazoa; Chordata; Actinopteri; Beloniformes; Belonidae. The coding region runs from base 25 to 1272 and encodes 415 amino acids. The record is from RefSeq and is a predicted model, not a curated record. Gene Ontology annotation, biological process: non-motile cilium assembly; intraciliary transport.
CGGCGGGGACGCACUUCCCUGGAAAUGGCGGAGGAGAGCAGGCGCGGAGAGGACGAGGACCGGGGACCCGGAGCUGCUCACCGGCCCUUCCAGGCCAUGGAGAACCUGCUGGAGAAGAUGAAGCUCCUGAACUACGAGGAGGAAGUUCUGGUGCAGCACAACAUGAAGAACCUGUCCAGCCACUACUUUGUUUCUAGCCCGUGCCUGGACUCCAACCCGGGCGAGCAGUUCUACAUGUUCACCAUCAUCGCCGCGUGGCUCCUGAACCGGGCGGGGAGGCCGUUCCCCGAGCCGCAGGAGUCCGACGAGCCCAACGCCACCGUCUCCAACAUCCUGGCGGAGGCCCGAGCUCUGGGUGUGAAGGUGGACUUCCCGCCCUCCAAGCUGAAGUCGGGUUCAGGCGAGCAGGUGUGCGCGGUGCUGGAGCGGCUGGCCGAGGAGGCGCUGCGGAGGACGAGCUUCACCUUCAGCAGACCAAACUACCCGUCAGAAAACGCGGAGGAGGAGUGUGUGAUGGAGGACGACGCAGAGCUCACGCUCAGCAAAGUGGAGGAGGAGAUGAUCGAGGAAGCCGACGAUGAGGAGGAGACGGUGAUGGACCUGGAGGCUCUGAAGUUACGAACCACUCACACGGAAGAGAAACCGUCCUCCAAACCGGACGACAUCCUGGAGUCCAAGGUGGACGCAGCGGAGUGGAUGCUGGAGGUGGAGCGAGUCCUGCCGCAGCUCAAGGUCACCAUCAGAACCGACAACAAGGACUGGAGGAUCCACGUGGACCAGAUGCAUCAACACCAGGAUGGAAUCAAGUCUUCACUCAAAGAAGCCACGAGCUACCUGGACAAGCUGCACGAGGACAUCGGGAAGACCCUGGAGAAGGUGAGCAGCAGGGAGAAAUGCAUCAACAACCAGCUGGAGCCUCUGGUGCAGGAGUACCGCAGCGCCCAGGCCAAACUCAGCGAGGCCAAGGAGCGCUACCAGCAGGCCAGCGGCGGGGUGACGGAGAGAACCCGGAUCCUAGCCGAGGUCAGUGAGGAGCUGGAGAAGGUGAAGCAGGAGAUGGAGGAGAAGGGCAGCAGCAUGUCUGACGGAGCUCCGGUGGUGAAGAUCAAGCAGAGUCUGACGAAGCUGAAGCAGGAGAUGGUGCAGAUGGAGGUGAGGACCGGCGUGGUGGAGCACACGCUGCUGCAGGCCAAGCUCAAGGAGAAGAACAACAUGACCCGGGACAUGCACGCCGCCGCCGGGCCCGAGCCCUCCGCCGGGGCCUACGCUUAGCUCCAGUGACGGGCCGGGUCAGUUCUUAUGGGGCUAGAACAGUCUCAUAAUUCACAA